Messenger RNA from Ostertagia ostertagi, 1407 nucleotides. NCBI's taxonomy places the organism in Eukaryota, Metazoa, Nematoda, Chromadorea, Rhabditida, Trichostrongylidae. The record is from the annotation of a GenBank genome assembly.
AUGCGACGGUCUACUCGGCCGCCGCGUCGCGCGAAGAAGUCCGACCGCAGCCUUCGCUCGACAUUACGCCUUUUCUCGAUGACGUCAUCAGAUUCAGAAGCAGAGGACGAUGUGUACUCGUUAUGUGUGCGUGACUCACCGUUUUGUAUUGACAUAGCUCUGCCGGAGGAUCGGACCUCGCUUCGUCAUAUAUCAGGAUUCGACAACACCGGCAAUGUGCGCAUAUGGCCUGGAGGUGAGGCUCUCGCCUAUUACUUGUCGAUCCGACCACCUCUUGUGUCGGGUAAAUUGGUACUGGAACUGGGAGCAGGGCUUGUUGGACUUCCGGGUUUUAUUGCUGCCAUAUAUGCAACACGGGUUUCCGUACUGAAAUCUGCUGAUGAUGUCUCGGAAGAAUUUAGGAUGCUUGGAGGGGAAAUUGAGUUCGAUCCGGACGUUGUCGCUCACGUAAGCGCCUUGGUUUGGGAUACGGUGAGCGAUGACUGGACUUCGGAUCUGCUGGAAUUUUCGAGUAAGAGCAGCAAGCAGCGCAUUCACAAGCAUUCAGGAGUGGAUAAGGAGGAUCCAAUGGACGAUGAUAUGGAAUUCUUGGGCCCAAUACAGGCUGAGUUACUGCAUACAAGCACUCCUUUAGCAACAAAAAUCGAAAUUCAGCAAACUAUGAGAGCAGAGGACGGUGAGCCAACAGCCCAAAGUUAUCGAGAUUCACCAUCUGUCAGAAAAGCGCAAAAUGCUCCUGAAACUGUUGAUGCAACAUCGAUUAAAACUAUUCACAUGGAACUAGAUAACCUGCUCGGGAAGUCUCAGAACAUUGUAGGCGGCAGCCCGAAGGCCACGACUAGCAAAUCACCUAGUCCAGACCUCUUCAAUACACCGGUGAAAGGGAUUUUGUCGGAGUUUGAUGACGAUGUCAAGACCUCUGAACCACGGCAUUUGACUAAUUCCCACCAGGUCCCUAUGUCCGGAGAAGUCACUAGAAUCAUUGACGCAGGAAGCAAAAAAUCUGCGUGUGGAUGGUCUGCAAAAUUCUCCGAGUUCUCAUUCCUUGACAGUAUUCCUACUGAUGCUUCGGAACUGAAGUGUACAAAAGAAGCGCCAAGAAAACGGACAAAACAAUCUUCUCGUGAACUGCGACACCGUAGUCGAGAUAUCACGUCUUCCAAAACACCGAAACAUUCAUCGGUUGCCACUUCGAAAUUGGAUUCCGCUCGAACAUCUAGGAGUACAGGGCCAAGCAGUAGCGUUCGUAGUACUUCAUCAAGGACUCCUCAGGAAAAGUCUAUAGCCGCAUCAGUGCCGUCAUCAUCUUCCAGUUUACCUAAGGGAUCCUCCUCAAGGCUCAAGUCACACCCAUCGAAAGCAUUGCAUUUCACCAUGGAUUCUGAUGACGACUUUUUCGAUCUUUAG